Eptesicus fuscus (big brown bat) is the source of this 1443-nucleotide messenger RNA. Its product is annotated as PRAME family member 20-like. NCBI's taxonomy places the organism in Eukaryota, Metazoa, Chordata, Mammalia, Chiroptera, Vespertilionidae. Bases 1 to 1443 code for a protein of 480 amino acids. Gene Ontology annotation, cellular component: cytoplasm. The record is from RefSeq and is a predicted model, not a curated record. Gene Ontology annotation, biological process: negative regulation of apoptotic process; negative regulation of DNA-templated transcription; negative regulation of cell differentiation. The transcript has 4 exons.
AUGAGCAUGCAGACCCCGCCCACACUCCUGGAGCUGGCAGGAAAGCGCCUGCUGAGGGACCAGGCCUCGGCCAUCGCAGCUCUGGAGCACCUGCCCGCCGAGCUCUUCCCGCCUCUGUUCAUCCUGGCCUACCAUAGCAGACGCCACCAGGAGUCCCUGAAGGCGAUGGCCCAAGCCUGGCCCUACCCUGUCCUCCCUCUGGGAGGCCUGAUGCAGCGGCCUCGGGUCAAGGUCUUAAAAGCCGUGUUGGAUGGGCUUGACGUUCUGCUUGCCCAGGAGGUUCGCCCCAGGAGGUGGAAACUGCGGGUGCUGGAUUUAAGGAACCUGGGUGCUGACUUCUGGAGAAUGUGGUGUGGAGACAGCACCCUGAAGCGCUCACUGAUGGGACCAGUGACUGUGCACAGGUCCAGCCCCAACAUGGAGCACCCCUUAGCUCCCGUGGAGGUGUUCCUAGACCUUAACUUCAAUGACAGGGACAGGGAUGAGUUUUUCAUGUACGUCAUCCAAUGGGCCCAGCAGAGGGAAGGGCUGCUACACCUGUGCUGCAAGACGCUGAGGAUUGCUGAGGUGCCCUUCCAGAGGGUGAGGAAGGUCCUGGAUGCGGUGCAGCUGGACUGCAUCCAGGAGGUGGAGGUGAACUGCACCUGGGACCUGCCCACCCUGGGGACGUUUGCUCUUUACCUGGGUCAGAUGAGGAACCUGCAGAGACUCUCUCUCUCCCACAUCCACGUGUUGAGUGAGGAGGAGGAGGAAGAGGAUGAUGAGGAGGAUGAGGAAGAACUGGAGGAAGAGGGAUCCUUUUCCCAAUUCCUCUCUCAGAUGCUCAGGCUGCAGCACCUCCGCGAGCUCGACAUGGAUUCCCCCUCCUUCCUCCGAGGCCGUCUGGACCAGAUGCUCAGGUGCCUGCAGACUCCCUUGGAUAAACUCACCAUAACGCAUUUCCAGCGCCUGACCCAUUCAGACCUGACACACCUGUUCCAGUCCCCGAACCUCAGGCAGCUGAAGUCCCUGCGAUUGUAUUGUGCCAACUUUGCUGAUUUUAGUCCUGAGCCCCUCCGAGCUCUGCUGGAGGCAGUGGCACCCACCCUCCAGGAACUGUACCUCGAUAAGUGUGCCAUGGUGGACUCCCAUGUCGAAGUCAUCCUGCCUGUCCUGAGCCUCUGCCACCAGCUGAUUUCCAUCACCAUCUCUGAGAACCACCUCUCUGUGGCCACUGUGGAGAAGCUGCUGCGUCACACAGCCGGGCUGCGCAGCUUAGAGCUAGAGCUGUACCCCGUCCCCCUGGAGUGUUACACGAUCCAGGAGACUGUCAACCAGGAGAGACUUGCCCUGGUCCGGGCUGAGCUGACGGGGAUACUGAGGGAGUUAGGACAGCCCAGGAUCAUCCUGCUUGCCACCAAGCACAGUGGCCACAGGGAGUUUUAUGACGUGGCAUUUUCAUGA